CAAAAAAAAAAAAAACAAAAACAGAAAAAAUAUAUAAAAAAACACAAAAAUGGCAAAAUACAUGAAAUUAUGUCCAUUUAUUACAUGCACGUAUUAAUGUUGUAUUUUGUUUGGGCAUUAGAGAGAGAGAUUAUAUAGAGUAAGAAGAAGAAAGAAAGAGAAGAACAGAGUGAGCUUUGAAAGAGCCUUUUUUUUUUUUCUUUCUUCUUUCUUUUUGUCUCCGGCCCCCAGAGUUGGGAUGGCUACAUGGUGGAUGAAAUCUUUACAAUGCAAGUCUAAAGCAUUGGACGACGUCGUCCAGCACAAACAGAAACUCCGGUCAAGCAGCGGCAAUUCUAAUACUACUCCCAAAUCUCAGUCCACCCACCACCACCAUAAUAUCAUUCCUAACUCCGCCAGUUGCCGUAAAAGUGUCCAGAGUCUUAAGGAUGUGGUGGAGACCGCAAAACACGGCAAACCCAGAAAGCCUAAUAAGUCAUCAUCAUCAUCAUUAUCGUUAUCGUCGCCGGCGGAAUCGGCUUCUCCGACCACCCCGCUAAUGCAGCAAACCCCGUUGAGUAGAAGAGGAUCCGUUUCGAGGAAAUCAGGACCCGUUUUUCCGUCUUCCCUCCAACAACAGCCCGGUCAGAGGGUUCGUCCGAACGGCACGCGAAUCUCACGCUCCGCCGAGUCGUUUUUCCCGGCGCUGACUGAGCUGCCGCAGGGCCAUCCUUCGCGUAAUGUGGUCGAGAUUAUCUUCCAUUCAAGUUGGUCCUCGCCGAAGGUUUUCUCCGGCCGGAUCGAGAUGGUGUUCAAGGUCCAGAAUUUGCCCCGGACGGUGACCCGGUUUGAAGAGUACAGGGAAGCGGUGAAGUCCAGACCGGAUUCCGGCGAGGUUAUUGGGUUGGCUUCCUCGGAGGAGGAGGGCGGUGAAGAAGACGCGCGGUGCGUUGCGGAUGGGAAUGAGGUGAUGAGGUUUUACUGUCUGGGGCCCACGACCAGCGCCUCCUCCGGCGGCGCGUACGACCCAAGCGGAUGCGCGUGGGCGUUCAGCGGUGCGAAGGGGUCGGCGAUAUGUACAUUUUCCGGUAGCGGGGCGGCGCACGAGAGUGCCGGCGGCGGGAGGGGGAGGAGGGCGAUGCUGGUGUGCCGGGUAAUAGCGGGUCGGGUGUGUAAGCAAAUCGGGUACGACUCGGUAGUUGAUGGGAAGAAAUGUGGGUAUGACUCAGUGAGUGGGGAAAAUAACGAGUUGCUGGUUUUUGAUUCACGUGCGGUUUUACCAUGUUUCCUAAUCAUCUACAAAUUGUAAUAUACAACAUCAACGAGAAGAAGAAGUAAGGCCACUUCGUAUUUUUUCUUGGGGGUUUUUUUUUUUUCCUUUAUUUAAAUUUUUUCAAAUUUUUUGUAGGCUAACGGAUAUUACUAUUACUAAUACUACUAUCAGUAUUCUUUUCGUCCCAAAAUGUUGAUACACAGUCAUUUUGCGACCGGAAGGGUAUUAUGUUUGGUGAUUAGAUUAGGUUUAAUGUGUAAAUGCUCCUCUUUUUUUAUGGGAAGUUUCAUAAAUUCUAUAUAUGUGAAAUUACUCAAAUGGCUAGGUACCAAAAAUGUCGAUGCCAAAUUACUCAUGGAAAAGGUGCACUAAAUGUAGUGAAUUUUAUGGCAUUAGUUUGCAUUUUUUUUUUAAACAUUAAUAGAAAACAAUUUUGGAUAUACUUGUAACCAAACAGCGGUUACGGAAUAAUGAAAUCUAC
This is a messenger RNA of Oldenlandia corymbosa var. corymbosa, 1733 nucleotides long. Lineage: Eukaryota; Viridiplantae; Streptophyta; Magnoliopsida; Gentianales; Rubiaceae. The record is from the annotation of a GenBank genome assembly.